AUGGAUUCUUUCAAUUUAAUGGAUUUCAAAUCCCAUAAAUUGCCAGCCAUUCGUAUGGACACGGAAACUGAUGAAGCCCACCAAAUGCCCGAAGUUGAAAAAUGGUUUGAGAAAGCAUUAAACCUACCAAGAGGUUUUUAUGUGAAAGAUGUCCAUACGCAGAUUCAAGAACGACAUUUAAAAAGUUUCAAUAUCACUUUACAGGGCGGUACCGAUAUUUCCAUUGGAGCAAGUUAUAACGACUGUGUUUGGAUUGAAACUAAGAAAAAGAAGGAUGAUUCUAAAGAGGGUCAAGCUAUCGGAGAAUUAUUCAUACUUGAUAAGAGAUCUGUUACAAAUUCUAUGUCUGUCUUAACUGAUUGCAAUGACAAUUGGUCUAUUUACUUUUUUAUGCAGACAAAGAAACGCCAAUAUUUAACAUCAUCUAAAAUUAAUGAUCGCAGUAUUGCUUUGGCAAUAAUUAGAGAGUUUGCGCUUGAUGAAGGGAAUUUUCUUCACGGUGAAAUGGGAAAACAUGUUACAUAUCAAGUAAAUUUACCCGAACCACUUAAAAAGAAAUCAAGAUUUCUUGAACCUAUACCCGAAGAGGUUGAUGACAGAAUGGCUGAUCUAAUCGAUUAUGUGACCGAAAAGGAAUUAUUUAACAUGUCGAUGCGCAGAAGAUUAAAAAUAGCAAAAAGUAUUGUUAGUAUAGAAGAACAACCGGCUAUAGAUCUGUUGAUUAGGCAGUUUAGUGAUGUGAUGAUUAUGAGGAUCCGCCACCAUCAAUGA
This is a messenger RNA of Acaulospora morrowiae, 771 nucleotides long. The record is from the annotation of a GenBank genome assembly. NCBI's taxonomy places the organism in Eukaryota, Fungi, Glomeromycota, Glomeromycetes, Diversisporales, Acaulosporaceae.